Messenger RNA from Agelaius phoeniceus (red-winged blackbird), 635 nucleotides. The record is from RefSeq and is a predicted model, not a curated record. NCBI's taxonomy places the organism in Eukaryota, Metazoa, Chordata, Aves, Passeriformes, Icteridae.
UCCGCGCGUGGCCUCGGCCCCGGCGCUCACCGGCGAUGGCGGCUCCGUGAUGGCGGCGGGGCCGGCCCGGGGGCGACCGGGAGCCCCAUGCGGGGGCCGCCGCCAUGGGGCAGGUCCUGGGCUUCGCCCACUGCAAGGAGGCUCCGUCCACGGCCUCCACCACACCGGACUCCACCGAGGGCGGCCCCGAGGACCCCCCCCCCCUUAUCCCGGAGCUGCCGGAGGAGCCCCCCGAGGAGGAGGAGGAGGAGGAGGAGGAAGAUGAGGAUGAUGAGGAUGAUGAGGAAGGGCCCCCCCGGGACCGCCCCUCCCCCCACGAGCUCACCUUCUCCUACAUCGCCUUCGGGGGGGGCGGGGGGGAGGGGCGACCCCCCACCCCCCCCCUCGGAGGGGGUCGCGCCCCUCCCCCACGCCUGAGCCCCGCUGGGGGAGGGGCGUUCGGGGGCCGGACCCCUCCCCCCUCCAAAAGGCCCCCGGGGACCCCCCCCCCAAAAAAAAGGAGCGGGGGGAGCCCGAACCCGCCCCUCCCCCACCCCCAAAAUGGGGGCGGUCCGAGGAGGGGUCGGGGGGGGAGGGGCGAGGAGGAGGAGGAGGAGGAGGAAAGAGGAGGAAGAGACCCCAGGGAGGAAGGGUGA